Molecule: messenger RNA, 1034 nt
Organism: Arachis ipaensis
Lineage: Eukaryota; Viridiplantae; Streptophyta; Magnoliopsida; Fabales; Fabaceae
Source: RefSeq, a predicted model, not a curated record
GAAACAAGUAGAAGGCUUAAAGCCCAAAGAAAACCAACCCAGCUGGUAGAGUCACGCAGUAAGCCAGUAAUUCGGACGACAGAAGCGGCGGAGGAUCGUCCCAGACAGUGUCCCUUUCUCAAGGUGGGGAGGUCUUUUUUGUAAUUUUAAUCAUACACCUCUCUGUUCCUCAGAUUCAAAAUGCCUCUCCAAUCUCUACUUUUUCUGAUCCCUAAUUCUCUUUCAGAUUCUGUUGUUAUUUAAUAAACACAGUUUUUGUUUGGCUUCCUCGUGAAUCAUGGCGAACGCGGCGAUUAUCGCCGAGCUUAACAGGAACACUGAAAACCGUGCUAAGUUAAUUGAAGAAAUUGUGAAGUUGGAGAGAAAGAUCUUUCCCAAACACGAAUCAUACGCCGCAUUCUUCGACAACGAACUCAAACGGAAGAACGCUGGACUUCUCUACCUCCACGCUGAUGCCGAACUUGUUGGCUAUGUCAUGUAUUCUUGGCCUUCUUCCCUCUACGCCUCCAUCACCAAGCUCGCAGUGAAGGAGCAAUGGAGGAAGCAAGGCCACGGCGAGGCACUGCUGAAAGCAGCGAUUCAGAAAUGCAAGACCAGGAAGGUUUCGCGCAUAAUGCUUCAUGUGGAUCCCUCGAGGACACCAGCAGUGAGCCUUUACAAGAAACAUGGUUUUCAAGUUGAUCGCUUGAUUGAAGGUUACUACUCCUUGGAAAGACAUGCAUAUGUAAUGUACUUGGAACUUGAUUCAAAUUGAAGUAGAAAUUUAUAAAAGGAUCUUGUGUUUGUUUUGCCUCAAUGUGAAACAAAGAUCAAUUCUGUAACAUUGUUGAUUAUAUAUACAGGCUUGAAGGUUAUGAUAGACAAGCAAUUCUAAUCUACUUUAUUCUUUUUGGGGUAACAUACAUUCAUAUUUCAUAGACAAGCAUUUGUGCCUACUUUUGUAUUCCAAGGUAAGGGGGAAAUGAUUUUUAUGUAUUGUGAGGACCAGCAACCUUCUUUCUACAAGCAGAGAGAGAUUGGAUCUUAAGGUUUAA